Canis lupus familiaris (dog) is the source of this 4852-nucleotide messenger RNA. RefSeq names its product small integral membrane protein 9 (gene SMIM9). The record is from RefSeq and is a predicted model, not a curated record. The transcript has 4 exons. Bases 4481 to 4759 code for a protein of 92 amino acids. NCBI's taxonomy places the organism in Eukaryota, Metazoa, Chordata, Mammalia, Carnivora, Canidae.
UCCCCGGCCCUGCCCCCUGUCCCCCAAGUGCUCCCACGUUCGCCCUUCCCUCCCGCGGCCUGAGGCGAGGCCGCACCCCAUCUGGAAGGCGUCCUCCGGCCGACAGCGAGGUCUGUCGCGCAGCCCCACGUCCUCUGUGCAGUGACCGCGUCUGCGGCGGGCGGAAGGUAUCCGGGAUGUGGGAGUCCGGUCUGGGUACCUGGGGAGUAAAGGCCCCGCUUGCCGUCGGCGCCGCGAAGCCCGGAGCGAGCAGGCCGAUCUGGGCCUCCCUGUAGACGCGGUCAUAGGUCCGUGUCCUCGUCUUCGGGGCUCAGGAAGGGCGACGACCGUAGCAGGCCUCACUGGGACCCCACGCCCACCGGGGCCGAGGGGACCGGAGGCCGGGAGGACCCGAAGUCUGCGACCCACGGCCGCGUCCACGGGGUUCCUGGUGCAAGAGGACAGGCCUUACACUCCCACGAGACGCGAGGAAAUCGAUGCUUUUCCCCCGAACUAGAGCACUUCGUGGCGACCGUGCUGGCGCUGCUGUGACCUCCUGGGAAGGCAGCCCGGCUGCCGCGGGGGAUCGCGGAGCAGCGGGGGCAGGUGCACACGUUAGGGCGGAUGCACAGAGGUCGGUAACUGGCUUCCCCGAGCAGCCCGGGAGGCAAGCGGCCCCCGGAGGCGACGUGGUUCUAUUUCCUGGCAAAGGUCAGCCACCCUGCUCUCUCUUAAUGACCCUGCUCUGGAAUUCCUGUGCUAUGGGCCAGAUACACCAAUUUCUGAAAUGCUCUUGGAUCUGAAAUGCCCUUUGGCCCUCCUGCCGCUUUCCUCCAUGAUUGCUCACAUAAAACCUUGACACACGCACAGCCGCCUUCAACAGAUGUAGUUUCACACUGGAAAUAAAAAUGUGAACAGCGAUCUUCGUGCGGAUGCGCUGAAUCGCAGGAUGGACACUUUAGAAAUCCGAAUUAGUGAGUCAGGAACCAGACUAAACUGAACUCAGAGUAGAAAGUGAGAUCAUUUAUGAGAGGUAAAAAAAAAAAAAAAAAUUAAAUUAAAAUGGAGCCUUGAUCCAGGAUAAGACUUCAUAGAAGGCAAGAGACUGAAAAAGAAAUGGGGGGUGCAGGAUGAGUAAGUUCUAGAACUCUCUGCCGACGCUCUUGUGCCCGGGGUGAGCAACACUGCCUUGGGCACCGCAGAAUGCCACAGGCUGAGCUAUGCGAAGUGCUCUAACCAGGAUAAAAAUUGAAAGUUGCCAAGAGGAAGAUCACACAUUGGAUGUGGUCAAAUAAAACAAGAGGAAAAAAUUUCUUUGGGAUGAAAUUACAAUAAUGAUCAUCAAACAAAUUAGAAUCCUCAGAUCAGAGUCUCUUAGUGCAAAGCGGAAUUAAAGAGAGACCAGAGCAAAACACAGCCUGGGGCCAGUGGGAAAUUCCAGGGCGAAUGUAGAAGAAUGAGGAUGUGCAUUGUCUACCGGGUAAACCUGGGCGAGGAGCACACAGACACUAUUGCUAACGCCAGAAAACCCGCGCGGUUCUAGAAGGCCGCUCCGUUAGCCGCAAUCACCGACAUCACAGCAAGUUAAUUAUCAGAAGAUCAGGAAGCAAAUUCACUCUCCUAUGACAAAGUACUUUGUGACUUUCAGUGAACAAAUAUAAUUUUCUAUCACAAACAUUUUAUCAGACAAUCUUGGGGUGCCUGGGUGGCUCAGCAGUUUGGCGCCUGCCUUUGGCCCAGGGCGUGACCUUUGAGUCCCGGGAUCGAGUCCCACGUCGGGGCUCCCUGUGUCAGGUCUGCUUCUCCCUCUGCCUGCGUCUCUGCCUCUCUCUCUGUCUCUCUGUGUCUCUCAUGAAUAAAUAAAUAAAAUCUUAAAAAAAGAAAGACAUAAUCUCAAGGUCACAAGUCAACAAUCUUUGGAAGAUACAUAUUAAAAUGAGUCUGUCUUUCAAUGCUAUAGAACAGACUAUACAAAAAUCCAGCUUCACAAAAAAAAAAAAUCCAGCUUCAAAAUGACAAAAUGCAGACUCAGACUCUAUUGUUUAUAAAAUGACCAUGAGGAUUUCUGACCCUCUGACUGCCUAAUCACAGGCUGAUGACUGGCAGAGCGCUCCUAGAAACUUGCAGGUACAGUGUCACCAUAUUGCUAACCAAAACGGAGACCACUUAUAUGAGAUAUCUCAAAAGACCUAAAUAAUUGAGAUCAGAAGACUCAAUGUUACAAAGAUGUUCUUCACAGACAGAGCUGUAGAUUCAGCACAAUCUCAGUGUAAAGUCCAGCGUGUUCUCACUGUGGAAUCCAGCAUGUGGAAAUGUAAAAGGCCGAGAAUAGCCAAAAUAUCACACAGCAGCAUUUAUCUUAUUUCAUUUUUGAAGAUUUUUAAAUUCAUUUUGACGUAAUCUCUACACCCAGCAUGGGGCUCGAACUCACAAGCCAAAAUCAAGAGUCACAGGCUCUGCCCACUGAGCUAGCCAGGCCACAUGUAUUUCAAAGCAACAGUAAUGAAGACAAUGUGGUACUGACACAAGGACAGAUCGAUAGACUAGUGGGACAUAUUAGAAUCCAGAGAUAGACCCACAUUAUAUACGGACACUUGAUUGAUGACAAAAGAGCCCCCCAGGACAGGAGUACUGGGCCAACCAGAAAUCCUUGUGAAAAAUUGAAAUUUGGGGCGCCUGGCUGGCUCAGCAGUAGAGCGCGUGACUCUUGAUCUCGGGGCUGUGAGUUCAAGCCCUGCACUGGGAGUAGCGUCUACUAAAACCAAAUAAAUAAACAUACUUUAAAGAGAGAAAGCCAUUUUUAAAAAAAUGAAAUGCGACUCCUUCCUCACACUGUACAAAAAUAAAAUUAGUCUCAAGUGAAUUAAAGCUCUAUGAACGGCGAACAAUAGAACUUCUAGGAGGGUCAUGGCAGGUGUCCUCACAGCAUCCCCAGACCUUGCGUAGCUUCAGAUCUGCUGUUCACGGACAGGCUGGGAGAAAAUGUUUGUAGCGUGUACAACUGACGGGUGGGUGUGGAGCGGGUGUGCAUGCUGUUGUGGUAUGACUGUUUUGGAAGACCACCGGGCACUGCCUACCAAAGGUGAGCCUGUGGAUACCCCGUGGUGACUGUCUCGGGUAAGGACCUGACGACACCGGGGAGCACUAGGCAUGACGGCUCCACGCCGGAGCCCCCCGACUGCAGACAUUUCCUGCUGGCUCAUUUUCAUCGCUGGAUUCCAUGCUGUUCCAUAGCAUAGAUCAUAAUUUGCCCUUUGCUUUCUGACCCAACUCUAAGGCAUCAUUCACGCUGGUUCCUCUGUGGACGUGACCAUCUUUUCUUAAAAAUUAACUUAUGGGAUGGGGCGCCUGGGUGCUCGGCUGGUGGAGCAUCCAACUCUUGGUUUCAGCCCAGGUCAUGCUCUCAGGGCCCACUUUGGGCUCCCCAGGUCGGGCUCUGUGCCUGGCAGGGAGUCCACUUGAGGGCUCUCUCCCCCUGCUCCUCCCUGCACUGACCCACAUGCUCACUCUCUCUCUCUGUCUCUCUCUAAAAUAAAUAAAUAGAUCUUUAAAAAAAUCAAUGAGUAGGAGUUCUUUGCGUCUUAAGGAUCUUAACCUAUUAUUUGUCAUAUAUGUUAUGAAAUGUGUUGCCAAAUUUGUCAUUAGUCACAUAUUCUUUACAGUAUUUUGCUUUGUGAAAGCUUUGGGGGUUUUUAAAAGAUUUUUAGUACUUUAUAUGAAAGGGAGAGAAGGUGAGAGGAUGCAACCAGAGGGAGUAGGUGGCAGAGAAAGAGGGAGAAGCAGGGUCCCCGCUGAGCAGGGGGGCCAUGCAGGGCUCCAUCCCAGGACUCGGGAUCAUGACCUGAGCCCAAGGCAGAUGCUUAACAGGCUGAGCCACCCAGGGCCCCAAAACUUCACACUUUUUAUGCCGUGAGUUUAUUAUCAGUACUUUCAAGUAUGGCUUUGGCUUAGAUGACAUGCUUAGAGUCGCUUUUUUCCACACCAAGAUGAUAAAUGCAUCCACCCAGAUUUUAUUCCAAUAUGUACACGGUUUUAUGUUUGUUCAGUCCCUGAUCCAUCUAGAAUUUAUUUAUUUAGUUUAUGUGUAGGGUUUUCCUUCAGUGCAUCAUCAUAUUAAACCAUCUCUUCCCCCCCCCCACAAAUAUGAAGUGCCACCUUCACCGUUUAUCCAAGUGCCAUGUGGACGCUACUGUAAGGGAGGGGACACACCCUGUGGCACAUCACACAUCUUAGAGUGGUUCGGGCCUGCGGGGAAGCACAGCUGUGGGUAAGAGGCAGAAGGUGCCUCUGUGUGCAGCUGUCCGAUGGAGACCUGGGGGGUGGGGUUCAUGGAUGACGUCAUAAUCAGUGGGGGGGUUCUGUUCGGAACCUCAGAGACGUUAGGUGAGGCCUCUGAGCUACUUCUGUGGACUGCUGCACUCUGAAGACAAGCCUACUUCUCUGGCUCCUUUGGACGCUGUCGCUGAGUCAGACCGAGCUGCCGGGGCGUUGGAGGCCGGCCAUGGAGGCCCCCCAGCUGCUGACAGCCGCCGUCGUGCUGUGCUCCGCCAGCUGCCUCCUGCCCGACGGCGCGGCGCCCGCCUUCGGUGUCCAGGACGAGGCUGAGGCGCUGCCCCCGCCGCGGGACAACCGCAGGUCCUGGCUGAGCAGCUUCCAGGACUACGUGUGGGACCGCAUCAAGAGCUCCCUCCCCACGGCCACUGUAUUCGCCUUCCUUUUCGCCAUCGUCCUAGUGGGGCUCCUCUGCUGCCUCACUUUCGCUGUAGGUGAACCAGUCUAACGAAGCGCUACAAGAUUCCGUUGCGCAGAAUGUGCUGUCGCUUCCAACGAGGAACUACGUAUCAAUCAAAAUUAAAUUAUCUUCCAUUUUAAA